Messenger RNA from Penaeus monodon (black tiger shrimp), 4991 nucleotides. Its product is annotated as ankyrin repeat domain-containing protein 50-like. The record is from RefSeq and is a predicted model, not a curated record. Lineage: Eukaryota; Metazoa; Arthropoda; Malacostraca; Decapoda; Penaeidae. Gene Ontology annotation, molecular function: protein binding.
GUGCGAUGUGACAUCAACAGGAAGAUUGGCAGGAGCGCGGGUCGCCGCGGGCGAGUGAUGGGGGCAAGCGAGGCCGGGGGCAGGGUGAGCCCUCCCCAGGGUGUGCCCUGAGCGCCCCCGCCGCCCACGCCCGCCCCGCCCUCGCCGCCGCCGCCAUGGCUACAGAUUGCGGCGUUCCUGGGCGGCGCUUUCUCUGUCGCGAGUGGGCGUGGGCUAAGUUAUGGGCGUGCCUGGAGCAGCGGCCUGCGGCCAAGACCUGCGGGGCCUUGCUCGUGGGUGGCCCCGGCACCGGCAAGACCGCGCUCUGCACGGAGCUGGUCACGCCCACCGCCUCGCACGGACGCCACGCCAGUGCGCUGCAGGCGCGGCUGCUGGCACACCACUUCUGCCACGCCCACAACGCCGCCUCGCUGAGCGUAGGAUGCUUCGUGCAGUCCCUGGUGGAGCAGCUGGCGGAGUCGCCGCUGCUGGCGGGCUACGACGCCAAGGUGCAGGCCGCGGACGUGCGCAGCGCCCUCGAACCGUGCGCGCUGCACGCCAACCCCGAUGAGGCGCUCAAGCGCGCCGUUCUGUUCCCGCUGCUGGAGCUGGACCCGCCGGACCGCACGCUGCUGCUGGUGGUGGACAGCAUCGAUGAGACGGACCUGCAGCCGCCGUCGACCGCCGCGCCGCGCGACGCCAACCUGGCCGACGCCAACAACAGUGGGCCUUCGCGCAGCAUCGCCGAGCUCCUGGCGACGCACCACCACCUGCUGCCGCAGUGGCUCCUGCUGGUGGUGACCGCGCGCCGCACCUCGCGCUCCGUCAUCCGGCAGUUCGCUGGCUUCAGGAAGGUCGCGCUGGACGACCUGCGGCGCGGCCACGUGGUGCGCGAUGUGCAGCAGUACAUUCUGUGCCGUCUGGAUCGCGAGCCGGCGCUGCGGCACCACCUGUCGCGCGAGACGGCGGAGAUGCUCAACCAGCUGCACAUCAAGAGCAACGGCUGCUUCCUGUACCUGGAGCGCGUGCUGGACGGCGUGGCGGAGGGCUGGGUCACGCUCAGGGAGAUCCGCCACAUCCCCGGCACGCUCAACGGCCUGUACCUGUGGCUGUGCCAGCGCCUGUACCCGCGGCGCCACUUCCAGCGCGUCAUGCCCCUCCUGGCGGCGAUCCUGGCCGCGCGCGCGCCGCUCUCGCCCGAAGAGCUGCGCCGCGCCGUGGAGACGCGCCUGCCGGACCUCGCCGACGAGGACUGGGCCAAGCGCUGGUCGCUGCUGCGCCGCGUGCUGGCGCCCGACCACGAGCUGCGCGUGCUGCUGUUCCACCACAGCUUCGCCGAGUGGCUGCUCGACGUGAAGCACUGCACACAGAAGUACCUGGUGGACGUGGCGGACGGCCAUGCGAUGCUGGCCAUGUGCCUCUCCAUGGACGCGCCCAGCCUCGACGUGACGCAGGUGCACCAGCUGGCGCUCCACCUCUCGCGCAUCCACGUGAAGCCGCCUCUCGAGCACUUCCACCUGCCGCUGUGGAUGGUGUCGUGCGGCGCGCCCCUGGAGCAGUGCCGUGACCUGCCGCCCCCGCGCGACCCGAGGGCGCUGCGGAUCCUGCAGGAGGCGGGCGCUUCCCUCCCGGAUGACCAGCCCAAUGAGGACGACGAAGAUGACGACGACGACGAGGAUGAAGAGGAUGACGAGGUGGACGAGGCCGGGGACGAGGAAGGGCCGCCCACGGAGGUGAGGUACGAGGAGCUGGAGCAGGAGGAGGAAGAGGAGGAGGGAGAGGUGGAGGCCGAAGUGGAGGCCGAAGUGGAGGUGGUGGCCAACGAGAAUCAGGACGAAGGCGAGGCAGAGGGAGACUUGCAGGAGCAGGACGUGAAGGCAAAGGAGGAGGAGCCGGAGGAGGUGCGGCAGGAGACCCUCGAGGAGCUGUCGUGCGAGGUGGACCUUCUGCAGAUGAAAGAGCAUUCCUUGGAGGAGGAGGAGGAGAAGGAGAAGGAUCAAGUCGAGGAGGAGCGGCUGCGGCAGCUGGAGGCCGAGAGUCGGGACUACGAGGAGGAAAAAGAUGAAGAGUACGUGACGAUGGUGCCGCUGCCGGGGCACUUCGUGGGCGAGGGCACCACGGGCGGCCGCAGCACGGAGGGAGUCAGCACGGGCCGCCACAGCACGAACAGCCGCAUAAGCACGGGCGGGCGCCAGAGCACGGGAGGCCGCCAGAGCACGGGCGGCCGGCAGAGCACGGGGGGACGCCAGAGCACGGGCGGGCGCCACAGCAGCACGAGCGGGCGCCACAGCAGCGACCACAGCAGCAGCAGCAGUCGUCGGCGCGAGCGUCGCCGCCGGCGGCACCGCGAGGACCCUCUCUACCCGUACCUUCGCGGCGGCCCGGUGGACCAAGUGGACAGCGGCGGCCGCUCCCUCCUGCACAGCGCGGCGCACCAGGGCGACGCUUCCCUGGUGCGGCUCCUGCUGGAGCGCGGGGCGUGUCUGGGCCUGCAGGACAGGGCGGGCCAGACGCCGCUCAACCUGGCAGCGCGACACGGCCACGCAGAGGUGGUGGCCACGCUGUUGAGUGCGGGGGCCGACCCCGACCACGCGGACGCCGACGGCUGGACAGCGCUGCGCUCGGCAGCCUGGGGCGGCCACACGGGCGUGGUCACGGCGCUCUUGGCCGGCGGUACGCAGGUGGAUUUGGCCGACGGCGACGGGCGGACGGCGCUGCGGGCAGCCGCGUGGGGCGGUCACGAGGACGUGGUUGCCGCGCUGCUGCGGCACGGAGCGGCGGUGAACCGCGCCGACAGCGAGGGGCGCACGCCGCUCAUCGCUGCCGCCUACAUGGGCCACUCGGAGAUCGUGGAGAUGCUGCUGGACGCGGGCGCAGACGUCAACCACCAGGACGUGGACGGCAGGACGGCGCUGAGCGUGGCGGCGCUCUGCGUGCCGGCCAGCGAGGGCCACGGCAGCGUCGUCAUGACUCUGCUGGAGCGCGAUGCCGUCGUCGACCACCAGGACCACGACGGCCUCACGCCGCUGCUCGGCGCCUUCGAGGGACACACGGAGGUGUGCGAGCUCCUUCUGGAGUACGAGGCGGAUGUAGACCACGUGGAUCGGUCGGGCAGGACUCCACUCUUGGCGGCGGCGUCGAUGGGGCACGCGGCUGUGGUGGAGCGCCUGCUGUUUUGGGGCUGCUACGUGGACCACAUCGACGCCGAGGGCAGGACGGUGCUCAGCGUGGCGGCCGCGCAGGGCUCGCAGGAGACCGUGCGACUGCUACUCGACCGCGGGCUCGACGAGACGCACCGCGACAACGCCGGGUGGACGCCGCUGCACUACGCCGCCUUCGAGGGCCACUGCGAGGUGUGCGAGGCGCUGGUGGAGGCGGGCGCGCGCGUCAACGAGGUGGACAACGACGGCAAGCACGCACUGGUGCUGGCCGCGCAGGAGGGCCACGCCGCCGUGGUGGCGUCGCUGCUGGACGCGGGCGCCAACAUCCAUCACACGAGCCACGACGGGCGGUCGGCGCUGCGCGUGGCGGCGCUCGAGGGCCACAAGGACGUGGUGCACCUCCUGCUGUGCCGGGAGGCGGACCUGCACUACAAGGACGCCGACGGGCGGUCCACGCUGUACCUGCUGGCCCUGGAGAACCGGCUGGACAUGGCGCGCUUCCUGAUGGAGAGCAACGCCGACGUGGAGAGCACGGACCUGGAGGGCCGCACGCCCCUGCACGUGACCGCCUGGCAGGGCCACGCCGAAAUGGUCGCUCUCCUUCUGCAGGGGGGCGCGCGCGUGGACGCGGUCGAUAAGGAGAACCGGACGCCGUUGCAGAGCGCGGCCUGGCAGGGCCACGCGGAGGUGGUCCGCCUGCUGCUCGAGCACGGCGCCAACGUGGACCACACCUGCUCGCAGGGCGCCACGGCGCUCAGCAUCGCGGCGCAGGAGGGCCACGAGGCCAGCGUGGCCGUGCUGCUGCAGUACGGCGCCAACCCUGCGCACUCGGACCGCUGCGGGCGCACGGCCAUCAAGGUGGCACUCAAGGGCGGCCACAUCCACGUGGCGCGCAUGCUGGAGGAGAGCCUGAUCCAGCAGCAGCAGGCGGGCGGCGUGGGGCGGGGCCUGGCGGCGCCCUCGUCCGCGGGCUCGGGCUCCACGGCGGAGACCAAGCCCUGCUCGGCGCUGCUGUGCCCGGGCCUAACGGCGUCGCCGGCGGAAUCACCCGAGUCCACCUUCGAGAAGCGGCGCUCCGUGGCGUCCCUCGGCCAGCACUCGUCCUCCAAGUCCUCCGGAAACCUCACCACUUCCACACAUUCCUCGGGCGGCCCGCGCGCCCCCACGCCACGCGAGGCGCACCUGCAGCAGCACCAGCAGCCUCUGGCGCCGCCCGCUCCGUCGGCGCCCCCUGCGUCGGCCAUGUCGCCUGUUCUCAGCUUCACGCAGCAGCUGCAGCAGUGCGGGCGAGGGCGCGGGCGGCGCCACCCGCCCGCCACAGCCGCCCUUACCCCCCUCGACGAACCCGCGUCGCCGCUCUAUGCCUCUCCGCCGCUGUCGCCGCUGAGCGACGGUCCGGGCGGAGGGCGACACCUGCCGGCAGGCGCCAUCCUGGAGGACGACUACACCGUGCCCCUUCAGCACUCCGCGGUCAGGCCGCCGCGCCCUUCCGCGCCCCCCGUCAGCAUCACACCAGAGGUGUCCUUCCAGAUCGGCCGUCGAGGCGGAGGCGGCGUCGUGCCCGGGCUGGGCAGCAUUCCCGGCAUGGGCGUGAGCGUGCCGGGCGUGGGCGGCGCAGGCUCGCCCGGCUCCUCCGGCUUCACCUUCACUCAGGACCAGCACAUGCGCAUCAUCCUGGGCACGCGAUCCCCCGAGCCGCGCCCGCGCCGCAAUGGCAUCGUCACCAACCCCAGCCUUAAGGCCGCUCAUGCGAAGGCCGCCCACCUCCUCAGGAACGGCCUCAGUGGUCGCCCUCGACAGCCGCCAGCGAGGCCCAACGGCCUGCCGCUCAAGAAGGAAACGCCGCUAUGA